Molecule: messenger RNA, 2786 nt
Organism: Polistes dominula (European paper wasp)
Lineage: Eukaryota; Metazoa; Arthropoda; Insecta; Hymenoptera; Vespidae
Cellular component (GO): extracellular region
Molecular function (GO): chitin binding
Source: RefSeq, a predicted model, not a curated record
AUUAAAAAAAAAAAAAAAAUAAUAAAAAAUCUUAUCAUAUCGUCAAUUGGAUGAAAAAGAAAAGAAAAAACAACACUCAUGAGUAAUAACUCAAAUUAUAAAGGUAAUCUUACCUAUUAUACACAUGCAUAUGUAUAUAUAUAUAUAAAUAGAAAAUAACGCAAUACCAUUCGUUGUAUCCAAUAGCUUCGAUUUGAUUAAGUAUCGUAGACAAUUUUUUAUGAUCAAUUUAUAAUUGAAAUUAUUUUUGUUAAAUGUGCGAACAAUCGAAGUUGUACACCGAUACGAGAUACAAUGAUAGCGUUAUAUGUGUGUUACGAUAAUAAAGAGAUUGUAAGCUGUGUUAUUAUACACCAUAGCUUUUAACGUUAUUCCCAAUUAAAUAAUGAACCGACAUUACCCUAAUUAAUCAGGUGAAUAUGGCCAGGUAGACUACCCCCAUCCUCCGGUUUGCUUUUUAGUAGUAGAAGAAAAUCAAACAAAGUAGAUGAUUAAUCCAACGAUGAUCAUCUGUAAUUAAUAUAUUAUAAAAGAAAAAAUUAUUGACGAGUAAUAUAUUAAUAAGUAAAUUAACUGUUAAUUAAUAACUAAUUAUUAAAUAACUUAGUAGUUUGAUAGUUGCCUUAUUGAGCUACAAUUAAGUGGUGAGGUCUCUUCUUUUCUUCAUUCCCAGAUAAUUGUUGCAUUUGAACAUUUCAUACAUGCAAGUAUAAGAUCAAAUAUAUUUCAUAAUACUUUUGCAAAUUAACUCGUAGUUACGAUUUCUAAUUUUCAAUUUAAACUAUUAGUGAUAUCUAAUGACUUUCUUAACAAAUAUUUUCGAUGACAUUUUAAAGACAAAUGAAUAAUGAGAAGAAGAAAAAAAACAUUAUUGGAUGCAUGUUACUUGAUAAAAAAUGAAUUAUUGUGACACGAGAAAGUAAUCUUUUAUUAAGCUGAAUUAAUAUUCAAGCUUAAAUAAAAGAAUUUAAUUAGAAAUCAUUGCGUUAUUGUUUCAUACAUUGUGUUUGUACAUAUCUUUUGAUCGAUUACAUUGUAACGUGCACAUGAAAUAAUGCAAAUACAAAAAACCUAAGAACAUAUCCGUCUUUUUGUAUUCUGGGAAAAAAACGAGAGAUUGAAACAAAACAAAACAAAAAAUUGAUAAAUAUGCAGGUAGAUUAGAUAAGAGUAUAAAAUAUGCAUGAUGUGAAAAAAAAAAGGUGAUAAGAAUUUUGUAGAUCUUUAAAAGUCGUCAAUGCAACUUGAUCUUGACAGUUUUGCAAUUGAAGUCGUUCAGAAAAAAACACACAGUCAAGACCAAAAAGUCAAAUAAUUUCAAAGCUCACGAUGAAAGAAAAAUGGUAUAUAAUAGUAACUAUAUUGGUAUCAACAUUAGCCAUAGUUAUGGCUGGUGACACUGUCAUAACACCAAUACCAACGGAAUGCCCUGAAGAAGAUUCUCCUGACUAUACUGUCCACUUGGCUCACGAAUCUGACUGCACUAAAUUCUACAAAUGUUUUGAUGGCGAGAAAAUAGAAAUGGAUUGUCCAUUAAUGAACAGUAAGGGAGAUAAACUGCACUUCAAUCCAAAGCUACAAGUUUGUGACUAUCCAAAUAAUGCUGGGUGUAAAUCUUAUGGUACUACGUCAAACCCUGUCACCGAAUUUUCCACAACUUCCCUUAAACCUUCUGCUGAACCUUCAAACAAACCUUCGACAGAAUCUUCUAAUGAAUCUUCCUCAGAAUCUUCCUCAGAAUCUUCCUCAGAAUCUUCUAACGAAUCUUCCUUAGAAUCUUCCAAUGAACCUUCUACCGAAUCUUCCACAAAAUCAUCCAAUGAACCAUCUACCAAAUCUCCCCCAGAACCUUCCAAUGAAACUUCUGAACCUUCCAGAGAACCUUCCACCGAAUCUUCGGAUAAAACUCCGACAGAAUCUUCUACCAAACCUUCUACUGAAUCUCCCCCAGAACCCUCCCCUGAAACUUCCGAACCUCCCAGAGAAUCUACCACCGAAUCUCCCCCAGAAUCCUCUCCUGAAUCUCCCCCAGAACCUUCUUCUGAAUCUCCUCCAGAACCAUCCAACAAACCUUCAGAUAAACCUUCGACACAAUCACCUACCAAACCUUCUACCAAACCUUCUACUGAAUCUCCCUCAGAACCCUCCCCUGAAACUUCCGAACCUCCCAGAGAAUCUUCCACUGAAUCUCCUUCAGAACCUUCUUCUGAAUCUUCUCCAGAACCAUCCAACAAACCUUCAGAUAAACCUUCGACACAAUCACCUACCAAACCUUCUACUAAACCUUCUACUGAAUCUCCCCCAGAACCCUCCCCUGAAACUUCCGAACCUCCUAGAGAAUCUUCCACCGAAUCUCCUCCAGAACCUUCUCCUGAAUCUUCCCCAGAACCAUCUAACAAACCUUCAGAUAAACCUUCAACACAAUCACCUACCAAACCUUCUACUAAACUUUCUACUGAAUCUCUCCCAAAACCCACCCUUGAAACUUCCGAACCUUCCAGAGAACCUUUCCCCGAACCAAUACCUGGCUCUGUUUGUGCUCCAAACGGUUCCACUUAUCCUCAUAUCUGCUCUUGCGAAAAUUUUUAUAUUUGCAAAGACGGCGAUUUGGUUCUUCGAAAAUGUCCUUCUGGUUUCCAUUGGAAUCUUUACACAGAAAGAUGUGAAAUAAUUGCCCUGGCAAACUGUAUAAAAGAGAAAACUAUGAAAUGGUAUUAUAUUUCAUGGAGCUAACUUUACAGAACUUAUGUUAGACUCGUAGUAUUUUUAUUUACAUAGAUUUCGAU